AUGAUUGUCGACAAUUUUUGUGAGGACGAAGAAGAGAAGACAAUAAAAGAAGAUUACAUAUUGGAGGAACUGCUGAUUGUUUUGGCCCUGGGCGAAGAAUGCAGAUACAGUGUGCCGUUUAUUCAAAAUAGUGUGCCUAAGUCAAUCGUAUUAUAUCGCUUAGGCUCAAACGGUGAAGGCGCUACUCUGUCUAAGAUUGCUGGCUUGUUUGGAGUUAGUGAUGGUGGUAUCAUUCAGAAUUUGACUGACAGAAUUUUUAAAGCACUGUUAAAGCAUAAAGAUCAGUAUCUGUUUUGGCCAAAUAGCGAUGAACGUAAAAAGCUCGUGUCAGAAACCUGGGGUGAAUUGCCAAACUGCGUGGGAUACGUCGAUGGUACUGAAAUUCCUUUGGCGGAAAAACCUUCUCAAGACCCAGAAGCUUACUUUUCACGAAAGCACCAAUACUCAGUUAAAGUUCAAGCCGUUUGUGACCAUUCGCUUCAAAUAAGACAUUUAGUGUUAGGCUAUCCAGGUAGCGUACAUGAUGCACGUAUUUUUAGUAACUGCGAAUUGUCGAAUGACGCCGAUGUGUUUUUUGGAGGAGCUGAAUGGAUCGCAGGUGACAGUGCCUAUAAAUUGUCACGAACUCUUAUAACACCAUUUAGAGAAAACUCUAGAGAACUAACAGGGUCAGCGGACUUUCUUUAA
Messenger RNA from Bactrocera tryoni, 687 nucleotides. RefSeq names its product protein ALP1-like. NCBI's taxonomy places the organism in Eukaryota, Metazoa, Arthropoda, Insecta, Diptera, Tephritidae. The transcript has 4 exons. The record is from RefSeq and is a predicted model, not a curated record. The coding region runs from base 1 to 687 and encodes 228 amino acids.